This is a messenger RNA of Prorocentrum cordatum, 666 nucleotides long. Lineage: Eukaryota; Dinophyceae; Prorocentrales; Prorocentraceae. The record is from the annotation of a GenBank genome assembly.
AUGGCGGCAUCCCAGAAGGCAUCAUGGGCCGCUUUCCUGGUGGUGGUGCUCGCUCCCUCGACGCGCGCCCUUCGUCUCCGAGACGGCGAGUCUGAGGCUGCUGCCGGCGUGACUACCGCAACCGCCACGUGCACAUCUGCCUGGACCAAUUUCCCCGCCCCGGAAAUGGGGCCUUGCUCGAAUGAGUAUGAAUGGUGCGGGUGGAUUCCGAACGCCCCUGUAUGGUCUACUACAACGACGCUCAGCGGAUCGGGAACUGCUACAGUCGUCUUCGGCAAUCCAGUCCUUGGACACGGACGUGUUAAUCUGUAUUUGAAUGGAAACCUCAUCAGGUCGUUGGCGCAGGGCGAAAAGGCAACAGAGAAUGUUGCUUUCCAGGACGGUGACAUCUUGGGCCUCGACGAGACCAAUACCGGUAUCAUCGCUUUGGGAUCAGUCACCUGCACUCAGGCGCCGACGCCCAGCCCGACGGGCUCCCCGACGCCCAACCCGACGCCCAGCCCGACGCCCAGCCCGACGCCCAGCCCGACGACGUUCUGGACUGGACUGGACACCUUGCGAUGUGUGGCGGGCAUGCGUGUGUGGCUCGCAAGAGCGACGGCACGGUUGUUGCAUGGGGAGACAGCUCUAAAGGCGGUGACGCUCCCGGUGGUCUCACCAAUGUAG